AUGUCGUUCUUUAGGGACAGAUCUGCUGGUAAUUUCAAGUCUUCGGCCAAUUUUUUCACUCAGAGGCCCACCAACAACCCGCCAACGAACGAUAGCAUUAGUGUCACAACCCCAAACAAUACUAGCCACAAUGUUACUGGUUCCAGCGCUUCUGACUCCAUUACUCGAAGCGGUGAAAAAUCAAUCCCAACAUCCAUUGAAGAUGACACUACUACCUCGUUUUCAGGUUUCUAUACGGAUCUUAAAACUGGUGUUGGCGUUCCAAGGGCAGCGAGAUCAAGCGCCGAGCUUAAUGAGUCCAAGAUCCCAACAGUCUCUGAUCAUGGGGAGGAUGAGGAUGAUGAGGAUGAUAUAAUAUCCCAAGGUACGUUAGAGUUAAAAAACAAAUAUCUUGAAAAGUUGGAUGAGAUAACCAACGAUUCCUCUAAAGAUGAGACUAAUAUUUCUCAAGAUGACAUGUCGGAAGAUAGUUAUUUGAUUUCAAAGGCGGAGAAAAAAAUUAAUACACUCAUUGGGGCAAAAGUGAAACAGCUCAGUCAUGAUGAUGAGAUUAAAAAAAAGGCUCCAUCUCGAUUAUCGUCUGGACAAAAAUCUUCUUCAUCGAUUUUUUGUGUGCGCCAAAAGGAUAAACCACGCUUAAAGUUUUCUUCUAAAGAGAAGUAUUUAUCUUUACCAAAAGGUGUUAAUUGCGUUAAAAAUGAGGACGAGAUCCCUCAGCUGAAACGAACUGAAACAAAAAUGGAUUUUGGGAUCAAUAAUUUGUUGGAAACUAUUAGAAAUUGGCAAACACGUCAUGUUGCCCAAGAAAAUAUCAUCAAAGAUUUUCAACAGGAAAUUGAACAGAAAUCAUUGUCAUUAAUUGAAACCGCUGAAAAAAUAAAAUCAUUAGAGACCCAACUUACUGAUUCAAAAAUGCUUGUACUGAGUUUAGAAGAUAAGGUGAAGGUAUCAGAAGAGCAGGUGCAGGGCAUUAUUUGCGAGCUAAGUGAUAAGGAAUCUGAAUGUGCCAAAUUGAGAGAUUCGGUUGCUACAUACAAGUUACUGCUAGAAAGAGAAACAGAGCUUGUGAGAGCUUCUAAUAUCAAAAUCAAACAGUUAACCAUCGACUCUGAAAGGCAAAUUAUUGAAACAAAGAAUUUUACCCAAAAGAUUGAUAAAUUGCAUGGCACUUUAUCAGAAGAGAAACUCAAAUCAAUGAUGCUACAGAAAGAAAUAGAAAAAACAAGAACAACUUAUGAUUCCAUAAUGAAAUCAGAAAUUGAGAAGAAUCACAGCAGCUUGGAAAAACUUUUGAUUAAUAUCAAGAGUUCUGAAACCAAUAUCAUUAGUGGAUUGAAAAACCACAAUGCUGAUUUUAUCUCCACAAAGUUAGGUGACCUUCAAGAGGCAAUGGAUCAACAAAUAGGUAAUAAAUUGAAUUCUAUUGUUUUACCACAUCAUUCUGAAUGGAUGCGACAAAUAGAUUCUAGAUUAAGUGAGAUGAAUCAAAGCUUGGAAUUGAUUAAAACAAAUUUUCAGAAAUCCGAGCUAAAGGAAUUAGAAAAUCACAAAGGACUAAUAGUUCUGUCAGAUCAACUCAAGUCCAGGCUUGAAAAUAUUAAUGCUUCAAUCGAAAUUAUGGGGACUAAAGCAGACAAAUCUGCGGUGUGUGAGCAACUAAAUUUUAUCAAUGCACAAAUAAAUUCCAAUCAUCAAGAGGCCCAGUCAAUCAGAAAUGAAGUUACAAGUCUUGAACUAGAAAAAGACGAGCUAGAAAAAGAUAACAAAGCCUUACAAGAAAAAUACAAUUCCUGUUUUAUUGAAUUUCAAGAUUUCAGAGCUAAGAGUGAAAAAAAAGAAAUCAACAUGAAGUUAGACGAGUUCAAAUACACAGAAAAGAUAAGCAGAUUGGAAAAAAUCGUGGAACAGUAUAAAUCGGAAAUUAAUGUAGCUCAGGAAACCAGAAUAAGUUUACUAAAUACACAUGAACAAUUAAUUAAGGAGAAGAACGGUCAGAUCAAUGGUCUUACAUCCAAAAUGGACGAGAUUCUUUUCAAAUAUGAAGAACAAAAUCUUCGUUUGGAGACAUCAAUUACCAGUAUAUCUGAUAGAAAUCAAGCUCAAUUACUAGCCAUUGAAGGAAAGGCUAAAGAAAUUUUGGAAGUUUCAGAGCUAUUGAACAGCUGUUUAAAGGAAAGCAAAUUAGCAAUUAUUCAAAAUUUGGAGCAAACUACUUCGGUUUUAUCUAAUACGAUUUUGUCAAAUCAAUCUGAAACCAAAGAUUAUCAAAUACAUAGGAUGAGUGAGUUUUUUGCUUUGAAUCUUGAUGAAACUAAGAAAGGACAUGAAAAAAUGAAGUAUUCGCUCACUGAAAUGGCGAAGAUAAUCUCUGAAUUUGAUUUUAUGGAACUUCACAACAAUAUCACUAAUAUUUUGAACAGCCAUAUAAUUAUCAAAAAGGAUAUUGAUGGAAUGGUAGCCGCACUUAAUGAAGCUUCCAAUAUCAGAAAUCUCGAAAUAAAGAAAAAGACCAGUACCAGUGAUAAACAAGCUGUGUUAAAUAAAUCUCGCCCAACUGGUGAUAUUGCUAUAUCAGCUCCAGUAAACAAUCCUUCGAAAACUUUGGACGCAAGAGCGAAGAAAGGUGAUAAGCAGCCAAUCACUGAAGCCAAAACGAUCAAAAUUUCAGAGAUUGAUGCUUCAAUAAUUUUUCAAAGUAGUCCAAAACAUGAUACAGGUCAAUAUCUUAGGAAUAGUUCUUCAAGAGGAGACAUUGGAAAUGAAGAAGCUUCUCCUACUGUUGCAAUGAAGAAUGUUACAAAGAAAGGAAAGACAGGAAAAAAGAGGUCUUUACUUAAAGAGGAGCAUGAAAUUGAUCCUUUUGAUCUUGCAGACUCACCCAAAAAGGCCACAAAUAUUGUUACUCAUUCCAGGCGGAGAUUUCCCAGCAAAAGAUCAAGAAAUUAG
Saccharomycopsis crataegensis is the source of this 2946-nucleotide messenger RNA. RefSeq lists its product as uncharacterized. The record is from RefSeq and is a predicted model, not a curated record. The coding region runs from base 1 to 2946 and encodes 981 amino acids. NCBI's taxonomy places the organism in Eukaryota, Fungi, Ascomycota, Saccharomycetes, Ascoideales, Saccharomycopsidaceae. The transcript has 7 exons.